GGAAACAGGGAGUGGUGAUGAAUAUCAGACCUGAGUAGGGGACAGAGCAAGUCAGAGACAGGCUGCAGCAUUUCUGCUCUCUGAGCCCUACAAAGCCCAGAAGGCCUGGGAGCAGGAAGCAGGGCUGACUGGAGCAUCCAACCCUGAGGAUCAGACAGCAGCAGAUUGGAAGACAGAGUGAGAGACCUGGAACUUCCCUUCUGCUGAAAUCAGACAGGGCACAGGGCGCAGGUGAGAGCAAGGAGUGACAGUGGAUUGCCCCCUUCAGGAGCUAAAAUCUCUGGGCUGUUUCCAUCCCACUUGGUUCCCCCCACUGCCCCGAUGAUCCUGUCUCUGUGCCUUUUGCUUCCUGUAAUGAAUCCAAGCAGCCAGAAUAUCUGCUCAGCUCCCGGUAAGUCCGUCUGUCACCCUUCUAUCUAUUUUUUCCAAAGGGGUUUGUACUAAUAGAAAAGGUUACCAGUUGCAGAAGAUGAUGAUUAUUAUUACUACUACUACUGUGGCCCCUGAAGAGCUGACAAUCUCAGAUCUGACAUUAUCCUCCUGAUGCCCAGCCGUGCUGAAAUAAGAUCCUGCUCCAGACACAUUGUGCAUACCCUGCAGCCCUUGUGUAGGCAGAAAUAAUGUACACUGCAAUUAGACGCCUGUGGCUGGCCUAUCACAUGUAAACUGCCAUAUAGCCCAAGCCCUGGAAGCCCGAGUCAGCUGGCACAGCCCAGCAGCCACUUUUUAACUGCAGUGUAGAGAUAAGACAGAUCCUGAGCAGUUGCAAGCUGAUUCCAUGGCAAUCGAUUUCCUUUAGUAAAAUGCUCCUGGGCUGCCCCCAAAUGGGCAUCACCAAUGACCCCAGUGACAGUUCUCACCCAUUGGCCUUCCCAGGUGUUGUCCUUGCCCCCAUCCUCUACCUGAGCCAGAGGUCUGCUCAACAGGGGGACUCUGUGCAGCUCCAGUGCUCUGUGGUCUCCCAGGCCCCAGCCACCCGCAUCGUCUACUGUAAGGACGGGGAGGAGGUUUUCUCCCAGGCAGGGUUGAAGGAGAAGGUCACCUACAGCUAUGACCACACAGUGUCCAUGGGCAGCUCUGGGAAUUACUCCUGCGGGUACGAGAUCAAGGAGAGCUACAAGCAAGUGAAAAGAUCCCAGCUCAGCCCUGCCAAGCACCUCAGUGUUACUGUGCUGAGUCCCAGAAGCCAGGAGAUAUGCUCAGAUCCAGGUCAGUCUGCCUGUGUGUGCUCAGACACACUCACUCCUCUAUCUAUCAUGCCAGAGAGGUUUGUACUAGUAGAAAAGGCUUCCAGCUACAGAAGUAUUAUUAGUAUUAUUACCAUGCCCCCAGGAUGCCCCUCUCAGGGAUCAGGGUCCAGUCGUGCCAGGUUCUGCACCCCCCUAUGUGAAGCUCUGGACCUUGCCCACGAAGAGCUGACAGUCUCAGAUCUGACAUUAUCCCCCCAGUACCCAGCUGUGCUGAAAUACGAGCUUGCUCCAGAGACACUGCACACACCCCGCGGCUCCUGAGCAGGCAGAGUAUGUCCACACUGCAGUUAGAUGCCAGCGGCUGGCCUGUGACGUGUAAACAGCCCUGGAGCCUGAGCCCUACAAGCCUGACUCAGCUGGCCUGAGCCACAGAGAGUUUUUAACUACAGCAUAGACAUACCCUUAGCAACUGCUUCCAUGACAUCCAACUUCCUUUGGCAAACUGCCUCCUGGGAUCCCCAUGAAACAAGGGCCACGGAAGGCCCCAUUGACCUCUUGACCCAUUCCACUUCCCAGGUGCUCUCCCUGACCCCAUCCUCUAUCUGAGCCAGACGUCCGCCCAACAGGGAGACUCUGUGCUGCUCCAGUGCUCUGUGGUCUCCCAGGCCCCAGCCACCCGUGUUGUCUACUGUAAGGACGGGGAGGAGGUUUUCUUCCAGGCAGGGUUGAAGAAGAAGGUCAUCUACAGCUAUGACCACACAGUGUCC
Messenger RNA from Gopherus flavomarginatus (Mexican gopher tortoise), 1957 nucleotides. RefSeq lists its product as uncharacterized. The transcript is spliced from 3 exons. The record is from RefSeq and is a predicted model, not a curated record. NCBI's taxonomy places the organism in Eukaryota, Metazoa, Chordata, Testudines, Testudinidae. The coding region runs from base 804 to 1511 and encodes 235 amino acids.